GUACGUCAUGCAGUCCCGGGGAGAGGGCAUGUGACGAGUCCAAAGCUAGAGGAACCAUGUCGGAAGGAAACGCCGCGGGCGAGCCCAGCAAUCCUGGAGGGCCCCGACCCCUUCUCUCUGGGGGCCGGGGACUUGUGGGCCGGCGGCCCGCUCCCCCGCUUACGCCAGGCCGCCUUCCCUCCAUCCGCUCUCGGGACCUCACCCUUGGCGGUGUCAAGAAGAAAACCUUCACCCCAAAUAUCAUCAGUCGGAAGAUCAAAGAAGAGCCAAAGGAAGAAGUAACUAUGAAGAAGGAAAAGCGUGAACGGGACAGAGACCGCCAGCGUGAGGGUCAUGGACGGGGACGUGGCCGCCCAGAAGUGAUCCAGUCCCAUUCCAUCUUUGAGCAGGGUCCAGCAGAAAUGAUGAAAAAAAAAGGGAACUGGGAUAAGACUGUGGAUAUGUCAGACAUGGGGCCUUCUCAUAUCAUCAACAUCAAAAAAGAGAAGAGAGAAACAGAUGAAGAAACCAAGCAGAUCUUGCGCAUGCUGGAGAAGGAUGAUUUCAUCGAUGACCCAGGGCUAAAGAAUGACACACGGAACAUGCCAGUACAACUGCCACUGGCUCAUUCAGGGUGGCUUUUCAAGGAGGAGAGUGAAGAGCCAGACGUUAAGCCUUUUUCUGCUGGCCCCAAGGAAGAAGACAUGGAGGUGGAUGUGCCAGCUGUAAAAGUGAAAGAGGAGCCACGGGAUGAGGAAGAGGAGGCGAAAGUGAAAGCCCCUCCAAGAGCAGCCAGGAAGACCCCUGGUCUUCCAAAGGACGUGUCUGUGGCAGAGCUGCUGAGGGAGUUGAGCCUCACGAAGGAGGAGGAGCUGCUGUUCCUUCAGCUGCCUGAUACCCUCCCUGGGCAGCCGCCUACUCAGGACAUCAAGCCUGUCAAGACAGAGGUGCAGGGCGAGGAUGGACAGAUGGUAGUCAUAAAGCAAGAAAAGGACCGGGAAACCAGGCUAGCAGAGAAUGCUUGUACCUUGGCUGACCUGACAGAGGGUCAAGUGGGCAAGCUACUCAUCCGCAAAUCAGGGAAGGUGCAGCUUCUCCUGGGCAAGGUGACUCUGGAUGUGACCAUGGGAACAACCUGUUCUUUCCUGCAGGAACUGGUGUCUGUGGGCCUUGGGGACAGCAGGACAGGGGAGAUGACAGUCCUAGGACAUGUGAAGCACAAACUUGUAUGUUCUCCUGAUUUUGAAUCUCUCUUGGAUCACAAACACCGGUGAAAUGGACAGAUGGAGGAGGAUGGUGACUGCCCAUGACCGCUGCCUACUCCAGACCUUUGUUCUCAAAGACAUGCAGCCCAGUUGGGGCCUCUUUAACCCACUUGUUGCAGCUUUUGGUGGCUAUAGUCCCAGUCCCCCCAACCCCCACACUAGGGCCCAUGCUGCCCCCCGCCCCCCCAGCAGCUAUGAGUGGGAAUUGACACAGCAUGAGUAUGGAAACGUCCUCACUUCUGGGAACCUGACCCUGCUAUUUAUUUUAUUUAUGUCUUAAUCCUCAACUGACUGCAUCCUCGCAGAGCAGGAUGGGGCAGGCUUCUUUUUGGGGAGCCAUGGGCUACAGGGCUCAAGGGGGUAGGAAAGAACCGGGAUAGGAUAGAACUGCCGGAGACUUAAAACUCAGUCUCAGCUCACUGGUCUCUAGUUCAGUGUCCCUGAACAAACUACCUAACCUUUCUGAGCCUCGUAGUCCUCACCUGACAUGUGAGGAUAAUACCUACCUCACAGGGUUGGGGUGAGGAUCAAACGGAAUGUUGUAGAUGAGAACUCCUUGCACAAGACCAGGCAUACAUUGUAUAAGGGUGUGUAUGUAUGUAUACACAUAUAUACACAUACCCAUAGGCGCUCAAUAAAUGUUAGUUUUCCUUUC
Molecule: messenger RNA, 1899 nt
Organism: Rattus norvegicus (Norway rat)
Lineage: Eukaryota; Metazoa; Chordata; Mammalia; Rodentia; Muridae
Gene: Polr3d
Product: RNA polymerase III subunit D
Biological process (GO): transcription initiation at RNA polymerase III promoter; termination of RNA polymerase III transcription; transcription by RNA polymerase III
Cellular component (GO): nucleoplasm; nucleus; RNA polymerase III complex
Molecular function (GO): chromatin binding; DNA binding
Source: RefSeq, a predicted model, not a curated record